This is a messenger RNA of Triticum turgidum subsp. durum (durum wheat), 336 nucleotides long. The record is from the annotation of a GenBank genome assembly. Lineage: Eukaryota; Viridiplantae; Streptophyta; Magnoliopsida; Poales; Poaceae.
AUGGCGACGCUCGAGGCGCCAGAGAGGCAAGUGGAUGACUUCGCCGGAGUCAAGUGGAUGAUGAUGGCAGUAUUCCGGUUUUCUGCGAUGAUGUACAUUGCCGUGGGGUCCUGCCUUGAUUCUUUCCUUCGUUUAACUGACUUCACAGGUCUCCCCCUCUUUUGUUCACCAUCCACACCACCGUUCACACCAUUAUUGACUCCGGAAGAACUCAGCCAUUUUGAAGCACAGAAGGUGUCCCUCACUAGUCUGAGCAGCAGCCGUCACUCUGGAUACAAGCUCAAAGCCGCAGCCUCAGUUAGGUUAACAGGGCAGCCAUUCCGUGUGAGCGGCUGA